Molecule: messenger RNA, 1406 nt
Organism: Aureobasidium pullulans EXF-150
Lineage: Eukaryota; Fungi; Ascomycota; Dothideomycetes; Dothideales; Saccotheciaceae
Product: putative alpha/beta hydrolase
Exons: 2
Coding region: 1-1188 (395 amino acids)
Biological process (GO): regulation of lipid storage
Cellular component (GO): endoplasmic reticulum
Source: RefSeq, a predicted model, not a curated record
AUGAACGUAACAGCAAGAGAUCUCAAGUUCCUGGCUCUUGGAGCCGUGGCCUCGGUUGGACUUACGACCAUUCUAACCUCACAGUAUUAUGGCAACCUCCACCAACCUUGCCGGAUCAUCGACUCACCAUUGCCCUAUAUUCGGAAGAACCUGACGAAGCAGCAACAGGAUAGGCUUCCUCAUGCUCCUGAUGCUCUCGAGGGAGCGAGAGAUGUUGCAACGCCGUUUGGCAGCAUACGAGUCUAUGAAUGGGGGCCAGAGGAUGGCAGGAAGGUAUUGCUCGUGCAUGGGAUUAGUACACCCUGUAUAGCGCUAGUAGGACUCGCAGAAGAGCUAGUAACGAAAGGUUGUCGAGUAAUGUUGUUUGACCUCUUUGGACGAGGCUUCUCAUCAACCCCUGAUCCCAAUUCCCAACCACAAGACAUUCAGCUCUUCACAACUCAAAUCCUGCUAGUCCUUUCAUCGUCCCCAAUCAGCUGGACAGGAGAAAACAACCGAUUUAGUCUGGUCGGAUACUCUCUCGGCGGCGGUGUCGCUGCAUCGUUUACCUCGUACUUUCCCAAUCUUGUCGAGUCUCUCAUCCUCAUCGCCCCAGCAGGCCUCAUGCGUCCCAACCACAUCCACUGGACAAGCAGAUUCCUCUACGGCGGCUUCAUUCCUGGCAAACUAGUCGAGUACUUGAUUUGGCGACGUCUCGGCGGUGGCAAUGCUUCUACACCAUCUCGAAGCAAUGAAGAUGAUGACAAAAUCACGCCAACCCAAGCAGCAGAAGAGGAAACACCAUCCCAUCCAGCACUGACCCGCGACUCCUCCGCCGCAAUCUCCACACGCAGACCCUCCGUCAGUAUAGCAGACGUCGUAUCCUGGCAACUCACCCACCACGCCGGGUUCAUCCCCUCCUUCAUCUCAAGCAUCCAACACGCACCCGUCAGCAACCAACACUCAUCCUGGAAAACCAUAGCCACCAAUCAAUCAUCCCCUUCUCCACAGCAACGUCUUCUGGAGAAAAAAAUGCUGCUGGUGUUAGGCAAAGACGACAAUGUAAUCAUCGCAGACGAGAUAUCUGAGGAUGCAAAGGCGGUCUUGGGGGAUGCAGUUGACAUAUGCAUUUUAGACGGUGGCCACGAACUUCCCGUCACAGAUGCCGAUAUCGUUGCCCAAACGAUCGUCAGUUUCUGGAACCAGUAAAGCAGUAGAGGGAAGAAUUGAAACCGCAGCGGUGAGGAAGGAAGCAAGCAAGCAAGCAAGCAAGCAGCAGAGCAGGGAAAACUCUGCUCUUCCUCCACUUACCUUGCUGGUUUAAUAUGUAUGUACAAUAUACAAGAGAAAUGCUGUGUUCUAGACAUGGCGGGAUAGUUGCAUGAUCACAGUAGAUGUAGAAAUCUAGAUGCAAGGUGGUACUCAAG